Messenger RNA from Pogoniulus pusillus (Red-fronted tinkerbird), 8734 nucleotides. RefSeq names its product transcription activation suppressor family member 2 (gene TASOR2). The transcript has 24 exons. Gene Ontology annotation, cellular component: nucleoplasm. Gene Ontology annotation, biological process: negative regulation of gene expression, epigenetic. NCBI's taxonomy places the organism in Eukaryota, Metazoa, Chordata, Aves, Piciformes, Lybiidae. The record is from RefSeq and is a predicted model, not a curated record. Bases 121 to 8046 code for a protein of 2641 amino acids.
CCCGCCAGCGCCGCGCCCUCCCGGAGCCCCGCCGGGAGCGGAGCAGCGCCCAGGGCCGGGCGGUGCGCGGCGGUAUGAGGGGCCGCUGAGGCGAGGAGCGGUGAAGAGCCUGCCCCGGUCAUGGGAAAGCAGCGGGAAGAGGACAGCGAGGGGCCGGGGAUAGGUUUUCAUCCAGAGUCGGCAGAGUCGAGUUCCCUUUUGCAGACAGCGGUUUCAGUGCUGCAGAGGUCCUACUUGGACUCUACAUCUCAGGAUGGUUUUCAGUACAGCCAAGCAACUCUGGUGGAAAAUGAUGUUUUCCUAAGUGAGCUCAAAGCUUUUGCCCAAGCAAAGGAAGCUGCCGGCUACAGCCAGGAGGAGCUGGAGGAGACCUUUGCAUUUCUCCUGUUUGAUAAUGAAGAUGAGGCAAAAGAGGUGUGUCAGACUGGCCUGCGUGUGAACAGCAGCUCUAUUUCCAUGCUUGGUGACCCAGCAAAAGGGGUUUAUAUUUCCAAGUAUGCAGAUUGUCUUCAUCCCAGGCCCUGGCACCAUGGAAAAUCAGGCUAUAUUGUCAUCUGCAAGCUGAUAAAGGGGAAGGUGAAAGUGGUAUCUGAGAACCACACAACCAGCUACACCUGCCCAUCUCCCGGCUACGACUGCCACGUCGCUGUGAGCAGAAGCAACCUCCCCUCAAAGACCAGCCACGGCCAGGCCUUUGCUCAGAGCCAGUAUUACGUGUACGAGGUGUCUGAUGGCAGCACAGCUGAGCGGCCCAGGCAGAUCUGCCCCUACAUAGUCAUCACCUGCCAGUACAGGAAGCCCAAGGAAAUGUCCAUCUUAGCUGGAGAGAACCUCCCUGAGCCUAAUCACAAAGCAUUGUACUGUCCAUGGAGGGGGCAGCUGUCUAUCCAGGGUCAGAUUUUGUGCAACAUUUCCCUGAGGACCCCAUACAGCUCCACCAUUCCAGCUCGGCUGCCUCCCAGCUUGGACAUCAACUAUGUCAUGGGUUUGUCUGACUUGAAGAAAAAGCUACCAGCAGCUGCAUUUGGGAAAGGAAAUUAUGUUGAGAAUGAAGUCUGCUUUCAGGGUAUUUACUUCAGCCUCUAUGAAGUUGAAAUCUCAAAUAAGGAUCAAUAUAAAAUGGAUCAGUUAGUCAGGACUCUGAAGGAGAAGGACUUGGCAAUCAUCAAAUAUUUACAGGACCAGGGAGUCCUUAUCCUCCUCACGUCUUCUGCCUUGGCACGAGAUGAUGGGUUUGACCCCACGGAGCCCAUCAGCCUCCUGGCUCUGUUUCUGUUCGCCUCAUCACGAUCGCUGUGUCUGAGAGCUGGAAAGCAGGAUCUUAAAGAUGAAAGGGAAGGUCGUGAUGAUGGCAACAUCUCUUUGAAGAUAGCCUCAGUCUUGCCAGGACUUCGCUAUGCAUUACAGAAAGCUACCAGUUCUUCGUGUGGGGACAGAGCUGCUACCAACACCUGUAUCAAACAGCACUUCCAGGAGUACACAAAGCUCAGUCAAAAUGCAAAGCCCACCUCUGGCCAGAGCAAUGAGGUUCCUCUUUCUUCUCUCCUCCCACCAACUGAGGAUGAAUGGACUAAUCCCUUCAGGAAACACCCUGGGCAGUCCUUCUCCCAGCUCCAGCAUUACCUCUCUGACCCCAGCAGCUACACUCUGGAAUUGUCAGCUGUUUUAGGAUGUUUGACUGAUGCUGCUCAGUCUCUUUCCUACCAUUCAGAGACAGAUUGUAAAAUGGACUUCUCUUCAGCUGGGCCACCAAGCUCUGUUCCUCUCAACACAGCAGCAGAAACAAAAGCCAGGAGUGAAAAUUCAACAGUGGGCCUGGAGCAGAGUGGAGAAGGACCCACAAAAGAUGUCACCCCAGCCAGCAAGCUGUGGGUACAGCAGAGCAGGAGGAAAUCCAGCAGAGCUGUUGUGACCAGCACCAGGAAGAAAUGGUCACCCCUCAAGAUGCAAAUGCAUCCUCUGGGGGACAGUAGCAGGAACAGGAAAGCAACCAGGAAGAAGCUCAAUAUGGCUUUUCCUAAAAAAACAGGGAACAUGACCAGUUCCAGUGAGCCCAUGCUUAAGUUAGCCAAUCUGCAGUCUCCACACAAAAGGAAAAGAGGUGCAGAGGUCCUGUCUGCAGAAUUUGUGCACAAAACACACUCUGAACCUCUUCAGAAGGAAACUUCAGCCCCCAGUGAUCCUGGCUUGGAAGCAAAGAGACAAAAGGCACAGAAGAACCCAGCUGUCAAAAGGGUGGCUGAGACCCUUAGGAAGGCAGAGAAAAGCAAGGGGGUGAAAAGUGUCACCAAUGGCCCUUGGAAAGCUCCAGCUAAAAAGCAAGGAGAAAGUGAGUGGAAGGAGCCAUCUGUCCUCCCAAGUGAUGCUUCUUCCCCACACCAAGCAGCAGACAGCCGAGACAGCGAGAGUCGCCCAGGCGGAGUUGCUGAUCUUGGUUUCCAUCCAAAAGGGAAUGACUUUGAGUCCCACGCCUUGAACUUGUUGGCUGAUCUGGCUCUGGGUUCCUGUAUCCCUUCAUUUAUCCCCAGGGACAAUGAGAGGAUGACUGCGCCCCCCAGCGACCCCCUAAAGGAGCAGCAGCGUCAGCGCAAGCACAAAUCCUUGCGUGUUGCUUCCGACCACGAAUACCACAGGGUAGAGAAGCUUGCAAAGGGAGUCGCCUCUCCUAGCACAGCUUCACCCAACCACAGCCUUCCUCCUGCUGAAAAAACAGACUUAAAGGACUUGGCCUCUGUUCCCAGUGAGAAGAGCUCUGGGAUUUUCAGCAGGAAGAACGUGGUGAGCCCCAGCCCCUCCAAACCUCACUCUUUGCCUCCAAAACCUCACCCAUUGCCUCCGGGAGAGGCUCGAGAAGCUGCCGAGGUGAACAAGCACUCCUUCAUCUCUGUCGAGCACUCCUAUGCCUCACAGAUGCCCGAGCACUCAAGGAAACAUCUGCAGCCCAGAGGUGCCCCCUACCCUGGCCCAGCACCCUCCAGAAAUGAGACUAGACACGGCCAAGCAGGACCUCUGGUUGGCAAGGUCCUACCUUUCCGGCACCAGCAUAACAGCAGCCACUCGCCGCGGCCCUUCCAGGCUGUGGCAGUGAGGCACAGGAGCAGCCUGCUGACCCCCAGGUUGAGAGAGGACUUCACCAAGUCCCACACAGUCAACAUCUGUGGUGAGUCCAUGAAGGUGACAUGCCACUGGGAGGCAGAGUACCUCUUCAAUUUGGACAGCAGGUACACCAAUGAUGCCCUGGAGAAAACUGUCAUCCGUGCCCUGCAUGGGCCCUGGGACCCUGAUCUGCCUGAUGAUAUGGAAGAAAUGAAGCUGAUACUUCAUAUGUGGGUAGCUCUCUUCUACAGCAAGCCCAGCCAGCUCCUGAGCAGCACCAGGAAGGUGGUGGAGCACAGCAACCCCGAGAAGUACGUCUCAAUAAACAGCACUGGGGAGUUCCUGGAGCUGAGUGACGAUGGUGAGGACUGGUUUGGGUUGGAGACCUGCCCUGCAGACUCUCAGGCAGACCCUGACCAGACUCCCAGCAGCUCUCUGGAUCGCAGCACACGUGGCCAGGGACCUUGCCACCCAGAGCAGAGCCCUGCAGACUCUCAGACUGAUGCUGAUGGGACUCCUGGCGGUGUCGAUAGUACGGUAUCAUCUUCUUCAGGGGAGCUGCCCUGUGAGGAGGAGCAGGAGAAGCCUUCCUCCACAAGCUGUCCUGAGAGCCUUUCGCUCGCUGAGCGUGCUGAGGGCCUAGCUGUGAAAGACAGGCAGCCAGUGGUCAUUCCUGAGGAGCAGGAGCAUGACAUCUCAACCGUCACUGAGGAGGAGCAGCCCAAGGAAGGUUUGCUGGAUGCCACCAUCACCCCCAGGGCUCCUGAUGAGCUCAGCAGUGCUGGCAAGCCUCCAGUUGCACUGGGCAGAGAAGAACCUCACAGCCAAGCCCCGAAUUCCAGUACAGCUCCCUGGAAUGAUGCAUGUGGAGAGCAGCAGGAGAGCAGGUGGGCAGCAGGAGCAGGGGGUUGUGCCAACCCUCCUGAGGAUGUGGAGAGCAUGGAAGAUGCUGGGCACUGUAUGGAGAUUGAGGACAGCAGCAGUGCCACCAGCAACGGCCAAGAGUGUGUCUGUGAUGCGCUGCCCUUAGAAGUUAGUCCCACACGUGCAGAGCCUGAUGGAACCAGUGCUGGGGACAGGAGGUUACAAGACCCUUUUAGGCAUCCUGAAAAAGAGGAGGAAGAGAUGGAGGAGGGAAAAGAAGAGAAAGAGGACUCUGAAUGUGCAAGCACAGUCCUGGAGCCUGCUGGCUUGGUGUUUUCUCAGAGCAGUGAUGCCCCCGUGGAGCAUGGACACGGCGAGCAGAAACCAGCACAGCUGGCACAUCUCAAGGACCUUGAUGUUCCUGAAGAGGGCCCCCUGCCCACCCUCCCAGCCUCAGCAUCUCCCUGCUCAGGCAGAUCAGUGCCAGCACUGUCAGAUGGGACUGGGACUGGCCCUCAAGGGCUUCCUGGUGAGAUGGCACCAAGCCUGACCGCACUCCAAGAGCCCUGGGAGGCCUUAGGUGUGGCCACAAAAGGUUCUGGUUUGGCACAUGCAGCCAGUCCAGCCGCUGCGGAGUCACCUUGUGGCAAGGGACUGCUGCUGUUGCCAUCCGAUCCAAGCCUCCUCUGUGGGGCACAGCCAGACAGCAUUGCAGGUAGCCUGGGACCUGCUGGGGAGCCCUUGGGGGCUGGCUUGGAGCGGCAGGACGAGAGCGCUGCGCCCUCUGCGGGCAGGUGGACGCCUGCGGGGAGCACAGCUGCUGUCCCGGCUGGCCUGAGCUCGCUGUGCGCCCAGGGGCUGGCGCAGACCUUGGCCCCGGACUCCAGCAGCUCUGUCUGCCCGCUGGCUCUCGAUGGAGCAGCAGAUCCUGGAGCUGCUCCAGAGAGCCAGGAGGUCACGGCAGACAUCCAGUCUCCAGCACAGAGUGACCCGGGAGGGAGCAGCUGCUUCUCCCAGGAGCAUGGAGGUGACGUUUGUGCUGACCUCGCUUUGCUGAGUGCUGGGGAAGCAAACCAAGAAGGGAAGAAAGCUUCUGUGGGAGGAGAGUGUAGCAGCCCCUCUGCCCACCACACUGAUGUCCUGGAUGGGUCUUCAGGGGCAGGUGGUGGCCAGGCUUUGGGCUUCCUGCACUCUACAGCCUUAGCAGGUGGCUCUGAAGCUGGAGAGAGCAAUUAUGUGUCCCUCAGUGCAGAGAAGACUCCCAAGAACAACAAAACAACCACAAAGCUGAUGGCUAACACACUGCAGGAGCCAGAGAGCUCUCUGCCACACCUCCUGCAAUCAGAACCCUCCUCCUUGGCAGAGGAGAUGUCUGCCAUGAAGGAGCACCCCAGGCAGCAGCAGGGCUCCCCAGACCCUGUUCACAGACACUCAGCUCCCGCUUCUCCCUCACAGCAGGUCCCUCCUCCCUGUGGAGGAGAUGCAGAUCCCCAUCACCACUCAGAACAAAGGCAGCAGGGUCCCAUCCUGUGUCAGCAUGAGAAGUCCUCUGAGCAAGUAGGUGCUGCAGGGGUGAGCAUGGCUGCUGAAGGCUCAGGUGGUUCCUUAAAGCCCAAAAGUGCAGAGGAGGUGAAAAAGGACAAGGGUUCAUGCCAGGCAGAGCCAGUGGAGAGCUCCCCUCUGGAUGUGUCCAUGCCAGGCAACCCAGGAUUGAUGCCUCCUUACCCUCCUCAUGCUCACAAGGAAGGUCAGCACAGCAUCCAGCCAGGCUCAGUCCUUGGGGGGCACCCUGAGGUGUGCUCCCCCAGUGUGAUCCUGGCUCUGAAUGGUGCCCCAUGGUCCUGGUGCAUAGGACAGCUGCCAGCAGGUGCCUGCUCUGUGUGUGCCAGCCCUGAGGGCCAAAGAGGGAGCCUUAAGAAGGAACCCAUCCUGCCUGAGGAUGCAGAAGAAGGAGGCAGCAUCCCUCUUGCCAGUCUUCCAUCUCUAGAGGAGCCACCGAGUGAGCCCCAGUCUGCGUGCAGCCAGGGCGAGCACAGGGCUGAGGGAGCCAACAUGUUUGCUGAUCCACACCAUGCCAGCAUGGAGGUGGGGGAGGGGGAAGUCCCCACUGUCCCCUUCCCAAUGCAGGCCUUGGAUGUGCAGAGGGAACUCUCUGGAGAAAGCCUGGAGCUUCCUGAUCCUGAGGACACUUCAGAUGCGCUCCCGAGGCCAAGGCAGCUCCUCAGUGGCACAGACCCACAGGUGGGCUUGGGCUCUGCAGACCUGUUUGGGUCUACAUCCAGCAACUCAGACCAGGAGUACUCUGAGGGAACUUCACAAUCCCUGCUUACAGCCCGAGGUUCCUACAGCAGGAGGUCCAUGGAUGCUGCAGGCAUGAGGACUAACUGUGACGACUCCUCCAGGAGCUCAGUGUGCACAGAGGGCCCCAGCGAGGACUGGAGCUCGCUGGACGCGGAGCAGGACGGCUCAUGGGCUGAGGAGGACUGGCCCAGCAGCCCAGGGGAAAGCAGCAGUGGGCACAUCCCACCCUAUGUCAGUAUUAGGGACAGCCAGGGAGUCACCAAGGACUACCAGAACUUCGUGGUGACCAAGUGGUGCCAGGAGAGGGUGGGGAAUGUGCAGGCUUCGGAGAGGUGCAGCCACUGUGUGGGGCAGGCUCCUUUGCUACGGGCGCUGGCGGGCACAGGGAGGGGUGUGAAGGAGGUCACCCAGCACACUCUGGACAUGGAGUGUCUCCGUUUCCAUGAUAAGCUAAACCAAGUCCUGAGGAGUGGGCAGCCACCCUUCUCUACCUCCAAAGCCAGCUUUCCUCAAGACUCCUCUGCUCAGGUGGUGUCUGAGACAUGGCCUGUGCCAGAAGCCCCCAUCUCAGCCUCCCCACGCAGCAGGAGCCCUUUGCAGGUGACAAUCCUGCCCUCGAACACGUGGCCCAGCAGGCACAGCUGGCCCCGGCGAAGAGGCUGGCGUGGGGACACCUGUGCCCUGUGCCAGGACACCCUCUGCCAGGAAAGGAGCAGGCCCAGGUCCCACACUUCCAUCCAGGACCACGCAGCUCCUUUCCACCUCAACAAGCUCAGAUACAACAGUGAGCUGCAGGACUCGCGGGGGGACAUCACCCUCAUCCUCGAUGAGUAUGCAGAGCUCAACAGGGUGAUGCUGGGCAGGGCUGAGGUGGGGAGUGAGGACAGAGAGACAGUCCCAGCCCGCAGGGAGGCCACCAGCAAGUGGACAGACACAUCCCUGCCUGGGAGGAUGGCAGCCUGCGAGGAGCUGAUCGCGGAGCUGUGCAGCGCCCUGCGGUUCCGCCUGCACAGCCUGGCCAAGGAGGCCUGCGGCCACGCGGGGAUGUUCUACCUGGUGGAGACGAGUGAAGAUCCCUUCUUUGCUCGAGUCAAGACCUUGCUGAAGAAAAGUGGCCACGUGGAGAUGGAACCUCUGAGCUUCUGUGAAGGAAACCACCCAGAGGCUGACAAGCUGCUCAUCGUCAUCAGGAACGAGGACAUCUCCUCACACCUCCACAAUGUGCCAUGCUUGCUGAAGCUGAAGCACUGUCCAAACGUGGUCUUUGCUGGGGUGGACAGCCCUGAGGAUCUCACUGGUCACAUCUACCAGGAGCUGUUUCAUGCUGGGGGCUUCGUGGUGUCAGACAAGGAGGUGUUGGAAACGGUGACGCUGGGCCAACUGAAAGAGGUGGUGGAGGUGCUGGAGAAGCUGAACAGAAGUGGGAGGUGGAAGUGGCUCCUUCACUACAAGGAGAGCAAGAAGCUCAGAGAAGAUGGCAGCAGGGUGGACACUAAUGCCCACAAGAAGCAUUUGAUCCUCAGAUCAUGCCAAGGAGCUGAUCUCAUCGAGGUGCUGCACUUCCACACCUGUGACUCUGCAGAGUGUCCCAGCUCUGAGUACCUGAGGUGCUUGUUGAACCUGCAGGUGCAGCACAUCGGGGCCAGGUUCGCCGUGUACCUCACAGAGAAGCCCAACUGCAGCAGGGAGCUCCUGGAAAGCAGAGGAAUCCUGGUGGCUGACGUCAGCACUUUCCUUGGGACACUGCAGAAGGUGGCUGCUCCGUUUAGACGAAGCUACUGGUGAUGCAGCAAGGCUACAGCUCAGCUCCUCCCCAGGCCCCACACCAGCAGUUUGGGCAUCUUGGUCCUCUGCAGGACAACCCUACCUACUGUCCUGCUGGGCUGAGGUGCUGCACACAGGAGCCCUGCAGAGAUCUGGUGGCAGUGGGAAGGGUUGGCUCUUGCUCUGUACAUAGGAACUGUUUGGAGGUGGCCAGCACAGCUGCUGCUGGAGCUCUGGUGCUGCCUGCAGGGCAGAGGCUCCCUCAGCCUUAGGCUUUUGUGUUGCUGCCUUGGCUUUAGCUGAUUUACUGGAGAGGAGACAAUAAUAAGGAAAAUCAAAGCCUUUUACUUGAAGGUGAGGAGCAACCCAGGGCCACAGCCCCAGCUGCAUUCCUCACUGCAGAGGGGACAUGGCUGUGAGCCGUGGGGGUAGGGAACCUCCACUCUAGGCUUGAAGCUGCUCCUGUUCCCUCUUGGUACGAUGUUUGCUGCUGGGAGGACUGGAGAGCAAGCCCAGUGCCUGGAAGCUCUGUAAAUAGCCAGAUGCCAGGACAUAGGAACAAAAAAGCUCUUUAUUUAUGGUAGCUCUGGUAAACAGGCACCCAGAAGAUGACCUCUGUAAGCUAAGCCACAUGUCUGGGUGUGUAGGACAUGGUUCUCCCCUUUUUGGUCCUCUCUCUCUCUCUUUUUUUAAUAAAAGAAUGCAAGAA